UCUAUGUGUGAGUGUGUGUAUGUGUGAGACAGAGGGAGAGAGAGAGAGCGCGCGAGAGAGGGAGAGGGAGUGUGUGUGUGUGCUCUGCUGUUGCUGCCCUUUGAUCCCUGCAUUAGUGUUAGUUAGGGGCUCAGAGACACACACUUACACAGAGAGCAGCCAUAGUCAAGACACGGCAACAACAGCACCUCCUCCACCGUUCCCUAUUCCCAACAAUACUUUAAAACGGAGGACAGCCAGGUGCACGAUAAGUCCCUGCCACCAGGCUCUCUCGCAAAAAUUUCAAUGGAAAAAGACCUUUUUUCUUCUUACCCCUAAACAAGAAGGAGAAUGUGAUAAAACGGGGGAAAAUGCCAAGGAGGAAGCAGGAGCAACCUAAGCGCCUGCCUUCACAUGUGGACUCUGUCUCAGAGGGGGGGCCUGAGGCUGCUGCCGCCGAGGAUGAUGGCUGGUACGGGAACGCCUCAGACACGCCUUCGGAUUCGUCCUACGGUGACGUGCGGCCCGACGAGCUACGCACUUCCCCCGAUGCGGGCAGCGGUCCGGCGCGGCCCGAGCUGUCGGACACGCCGGCGUCGGAGGGCUCGCUCGGCUGCCCCACGCCCAUCCAGCGCGCCUCUCUGGAGCUGCUGGGCCUGGAGGGGGCGGUGCUGAACGCCCAGGACUCCCUCUCCUCCGUGGUGUCCUCGCUGUACGGGGACGCCUCCGCCCACGCCCUGGGCAAACCCCUCAGCAGCAACUUGCGGCGCCUCCUCGAGUCUGGCUCCCUCAAGCUGGAGGAGGCAGGGCUGUUGGGGCGCGUGGGGGGAGGAGGAGCGGCCGUAAGAGGAGCCUCUGACUCCCCUCCUGUUGGCCUGGCGCUGUCUCCGUCGUCCCACCAUUCCCAGCAGCUCAGCGCCCUCGCCCGUCGCCUGGCCAACAGCAGCGGUAACAGUGCGAACUCCGCCUCGGCCUCCGCCUCACCCGUGCCUGUCACCAUCAAACAGGAGUCCGGCGGUGAUCCCUUCAGCCCCAGCAACGGCACCGGCGGCACCACUGUGGCCGCUAACAGCGGCUUCGUCUGGGUCGGACUGGGCGACAAGUGGCCGCCGCCCUCCGGCUGCUCGGGAGCCAGCGGCAGCAGCCUCUCUCCCGACUCGGCUAUCCAGAAGCUGAAGGCGGCGGCCAACGCGGUGCUGCAGGACAAGAGCGCCGCCGUGGCCUCGGCCUCCUCCGUGUCCUCUUCCUCCUCUUCCUCCUCCUCGUCCUCCUCCUCAGUGACCUCCUCCACCUCCAUGCCAGCGCUAGGCAGUCGUGGCUCGGAUGACUUGGUCCGCUUCGAUGCCUUCACCUCCCCCUUUAGCCCACAGUCGGCCAGCUCCACGCUCGCGGCGCUCUCGAAGAAGGUGUCGGAGCGCAGCCAGCAGCAGCAGCAGCAGCAGACCAGCACGGCAGCGGAGCACCAGGGCCCCGCCAGCUCCUUCCUCUCGCUUGUUUCGAUGACCUCGUCGGCUGCUCUGCUAAAAGAGGUGGCGGCGCGAGCAGCAGGUAACCUGCUGGCCGACAAGAAGGACACUAAUCUGGGUCCAGGCUCCACAGACGAUGUGAAGCCCCUAGUGGAUAGGAACCAGAAAACCCCCACAUCCACUCAGAGCAUGGACCUGCUGCUGCCCCCCACCCCGAAAGGCAGAAUCAAGUCUAGCAGUCAAGCAGGGUCCCCAGAGGAGGGAGCGAAGCCAUUUCAGUGCCCGGUGUGUGGCCUGGUCAUCAAGCGCAAGAGCUACUGGAAGAGACACAUGGUGAUCCACACCGGCUUAAAAAGCCACCAGUGUCCCCUCUGUCCCUUCCGCUGUGCUCGUAAAGACAAUCUCAAGUCCCACAUGAAGCAGGUGCACCAACACCAGGAUCGAGGGGAGACGUUCCAGUGUGACCUCUGUCCGUUCACCUCCUCCCGUCAUUUCAGCCUGAAGCUUCACAUGCGCUGCCACCAACACUUCCCCCGGUCUGACCUCAAGGUCAAAGAGGAGCCCGUCACCGACAACGAGGAAGGCGAAGGCUCAUUGCUAGGCGAUGCCGGCGGUUCCGGGGACAUUGCGAUGACUGAAGACGCCGAGGCGUCCCCCUCGCCUCUUUCCCAGAUGGACGGCCGUCUCCGGGCGUCUCCCGGCGAGAGCUCCAACCACAUCCACAUCAAAGAGGAGCCACAGGAGCGUGACGUGUCGGUGCUGUCUCCGUUCAGCCUGUGCCGGGAGCGGCCUGCCAGCAGCACCAGCUCCCUGGAGCUCCCCAGGCUCAAGGCCAGUCCCAGCGGCCCCAGCGCUGCCUCCCUCUUCAGCCCCGACAUCACCACUAAAACAGCCACGGACCUGCUCAUGAAGCUCUCAGCGGCGAACCAGAAGGAGAGCCUUAAGGGCAUGAUCCGUGUGAAGGAGGAGCCAGGGGCCGAACCCUCCCAGAGCCCUCGGGCCCCCAGCUUCAGCUUCUGCCAGGAGGGUCCGCUGGGGGGCCUGAAGCCUCGGGAGGAGGGCAGCCCCAUGCUCCCCAAGAGCAGCAGUCUGCUGAGCCAGGACAUCAACGUCAAAGUGGCCUCUGAACUCCUCAUGAAGCUCUCAGAGAACAACAAGGAGGCAUGUUCUCAAACAUGUUCCCAAAAGGUGGCUGUCAAGGCGGAGCCUAUGGAGGUAGACCCACCCUCUGACCCAGCACCUCUCCAUUCUCACCUAUUGGGAUUCAGCACUUUAGGAGCAUGUGAGAAGAGAGAACCAAUGGCAAACCUCCCCGACACAUUGGCCCGCCCUCAGAAGGAUCUUUUCUCCCAGGACAUAUCUGUCAAGAUGGCCUCUGAGCUCCUCUUCAAACUGUCAGAAAAAGUCAGCAAAGCCAACAACAACAAGGACAGUUCCACACUGGGCAUCAACAGGCCUUACAGUCCCUUCCUGGAUGACCGCUUCAGACAAUCACCCUUCAAUACUCGCUCCAAGAGCUCAUCGCCUGUAGAAGCCAGUUCAUCAGCGCAGGCCCUACAAGACUCUGAGAAUGCAAGUGAAGAGCCGGAGAACGGUUUGUCUCAGUGGAGACUGAACGAGCAGCUCUACCCGUGCCCAGUGUGUGGGAAAGUGUUUGGCCGACAGCAAACUCUGUCCAGACACCUGUCCUUACACACAGAUGAGAGGAAAUACAAGUGCCACUUGUGUCCAUAUGCCGCUAAGUGUCGUGCCAACCUCAACCAGCACCUGACUAUUCACUCGGUCAAGCUGGUGAGCACGGACACUGAACACCUUGUUAAUGCAGUGACUGGGGAGAGCAAUGAUCGCAAAAGCUGCUCUUUCUAUUACAGCUGCCACGUGUGUGGUUUUCAGACAGAGCUCAAUGCCCAGUUUGUGAGCCACAUGUCCCUGCAUGUAGACAAGGAGCAGUGGAUGUUCUCACUGUGCUGCACCUCUUGUGACUACGUCUCUGUUGACGAGAGCGACAUCAAGUCACAUAUAGCUGCCGAACACUCGGGUCUGUCUCGUAGUCCCCUGAGUGAGACGAAGAGUACGUCCUCCUCUCUGUCCGCCCUCAGUGACUCUCUCAACAGCUCCGAAGGCGGGGACGCCACCCCCAACAGCGAGGAGCUCAAGAUUCUUCUGGCCCCACCCUCCACCGGCAGCCAAUCAAGCUCUGGCUCAGGGUCAGACGAGAAGUCGGAGAAAGGCUUUGAAUGUGUGUUCUGUAACUUUGUGUGUAAGACACGGGCUAUGUAUGAGCGGCACCUUCAGAUCCACCUGAUCACGCGCAUGUUUGAGUGCGACGUCUGCCACAAGUUCAUGAAGACGCCUCAACAGCUGCUGGAGCACAAGAAGUGCCACACUGUGCCCACAGGAGGACUCAAGUGCCCAUUCUGUGUGUACUCCACCAGCAGGCCCACGGCCCUGGAGUGCCACCUGAAGACCCACUGCAAGCCGGAGUACCGCUGCCGCAUCUGCCAAUCGGUGUGGGCAGACCAGGCCGAGCUGGAGGGGCACGCGCGUGCCCACAGGCUGGGCAACCACUACCGCUGCGAGCAGUGCGGCUACCUCUCCAAGACGGCCAACAAGCUGAUCGAGCACGUGCGCGUGCACACAGGCGAGCGGCCCUUCCGCUGCGACCGCUGCAGCUACAGCUGCAAGCGCAAGGACAACCUCAAUCUGCACAAGCGCCUGAAGCACGCCCCGCGCCAGAGCUACAGCUGCAGCCUCUGUCCCUUCACCACCACGCACCCCUUCGUCUUCAGCCGACACCUCAAGAAGCACCAGGGGGGAGGGGGAGGGGAAGGAAGUGCAGAGGAAGGCGAGGCCCAGCAAGGCAGUUCUUGCCUGGGCAUGGGCAUGGGCUUUGGCAUGGGCAUGGGCCUGGGCGUCGGGAGGGAGGCCCUGCUGCUACUGGAGGAGGAGGAGGCGGGCGUGGGUGUGGGCGGCAUCAGCAGCGGGAGCGGCGGCAGUAACAGCAGCAGCCCCCUCAUGAGCCUGACCGCCUCACAGGCCCUGCAGUCGGUGGCCCUGUCCAUCAGGUGCAAGCAGCAGCAGCAGCGCCAGGGCCAGGGCCAGGGCAGCCUGCCUCUUCAGCACUACCUCUCCGCCAACGGCCUGGCAGCGCCCGCACCUCAGCCCCCGGCGCUGGCGUCUCCGUGGUCGCCGCGCGCCGGCUCGCUGGCUUCCAGCUACUACGAGCAGUACAGGAACUGUGAGCUGGCUCACCUCAUCCCUCUCACCACGCUCUUCACCAUGCGCCGCUUCACACCCCACGCCUUGCCCUCCUCCUCCUCCUCCUCCCCCUCCCCCUCCCGCUCUCCCUUCUCCUCCUCCCCGUGCCUCUCCAGACAGGGGCACGUGUCAUCCCUCCAUCCACCCAACUCUCCCGCCGCCGCAUCUCUCAAACACUCCUUCCUGGCUUACCUGGGACUGACAGAGCGCGCUAAAACUGUCUGACUCCUUUCCUAGUUUUUCCUUUCACAUUUCCCUGCAUCGCUUCAACUCCCCUUGGGUCCUCCUGCUCCUCAUCUCUGAACUAUUAGGUUCAGGAACACUCAUCGGUACCACUUAAAAGUGGUUCCUUUCCAAUCAAGGGCAGCACAUGUCCCAAAUGCUGGCCAGAAGGCUAGACACGGUAGAGACAAUGAACCAUUUAUCAAAACGAGAAGAAGGAAAAAGGCUACAUGUACUGAAUGCAUUUAUAUCAAAGCUGCUUUGUCCUCUUGCUUAUAUCAAUCCAGUUAUUACUCUGUUUUGGUUUGUUUUUCUUUCUUCUCAGAAGUUUUUCAGUGACCAGGAAAAAAAAAACUUAUAGUAUGGCGUAAUCCUUUUCUUCUUGACUAGGAUUAAAAAAAAAAAAAUGAAGAAGAUUUUAAAGAAAAAGAAAAAAAAGAGAGAACCUGCAAGCGCUAUUUUUUUGUGCAUUUAUGUCUUUUUGCCAAGCAUCAGAUAGCAUGCCUAUGUGUUAGAAUGGGGUUUGAUUUGACAUCAUGUAUGGGCUUUUUCUAUGAUAUAAUCUCCCAGGGUGUUUAGAGCCCCUGCUCCCCAACCCAGUCCAUGAAAGAGACUGCUUUCUAUAACAAAAAACAAGUCUCCAAAGCCACGCCUCAAAUCACGCACUUGAUUAUUUAUCAGAUUGUACAUAGUUUUUGCAUUCGUUUGUCGGGUGGGUUCCUUUUGGCGCUUCGUUCUCUCCCCUAACGCCGCUAGCUUGGCUUGGGUUUGUUUUUGUAGAUUUGGUGAAACCAAACACAUGAACACUAAUCUCACCUGUCUUACGGGCUGCCCCUCCUUUCCUGCCCUGCACCGUGGAAGAGCCUCUCCUCUUCCCUGCUGGUGCCACUCUGAUGACCCGUCGAGGGCUCUGCCACACCUGAAGCCUCCAGUGUGGCCAGCAGCAUGCUGUAGCUAGUGAUGCUACCAUCCCUAACAGUCACCAGUGGCCGCUAUCAGCAGUGCCAUGACUAAGGCAGUGCAGUGCCCAUCGACUUUCCCUUAAAGAUAAGAUGAAGGUUGGGUAAGCCCCCUGCGAAUAGGUAAUGUAUUUAACAGAAAGCAAAGCUAUGUCUACAUUUCAUCAGAUAUGGAUUUGUUUUUGUUUUUGUUUUGUUUUUUCUUCGUGGAGGUGACUGGCAAGUCAGGGGAAACCCUGCAGACUCAGUCACCAAAGGCCGAUUUAAUGGUGCUUUUUGGAGGUUUUUUGUAAUUUUGUGUAAAAAGAACUGUUCCCAAAUGACUUGAAUGAAUGUAUUUUAUUUUCCUUUGGGUUCAAUGUUAAAGUGAUACAGAGGUAACUGGACUGAGUGGAACGUGAAUUUGAGGAUUGGUGAGUAUAUUAUUGGUGGCCUUCUGUGUCCUGUUUCUGUUCAACUUUUUUGCAUAUUCAGUUUUUUUUGUUUUAUUUUUGAAUUUGUACUGAGCCUUUUAAAAUGUAGAAUAUGAACAUAAUUAUUACCUGUACUAGCAAAAAUGGAGGAAUCAUUGAAAAAUGGCUCCCAAGUGCAAUGUGGAUGCUGCCAUUAAAUUAGAUAAUGAUGAUGUAUGUAGAAGCUUGGCCCUGCGGAAGUGGGCAGACAUGGUACUGUUUUUGACCCCCCCCCCCCCCCUCAUAUAUUUGAGUUGUGAAUGCACUUCAUCACAUUUCAGAGACCGAAAGCACUUAGGCCCUAAAACGUCUAACAUUUUGAUGAAACCCAUACAUACACUUUAGAAUGGUGCCGGUGUGUGGUUCUGAUGAGAAACCAAGCUCAUGAAUAUGCCUGCCCACCUGCUUUCUGUUGGCAGUUUACUUCUGGGAAAUGGAAGGUAAAUUGAAAUGUUGAUUUGAUUGCUCUUAUUGAAGGGCAUAACCCAUAGGAGGAAGAUUCUCCUGUUCCUGACUCCUGUCUUUAAACUAAACAACAGAACCCAAAUGAGGUGAACUCCCCUACACCCACCCACCCCACCACCCACCUCCCUGGUCCAUAGAGGUAUCCAGGCUAAAUUGUGAUACGCCAAUUUUGCACAGUGCUGAAAAUGUUGCACGUUGAAAAAAAUAGAGGAACCUAUUUAUCGGAGCGAACGGAGAACAUUUGACAACAGGAGAGAAAUAUAAUCUAGCCAUCGUAGCUCUCAGUACUGCACACUCCAAAUUAAACCCAAUCAUCGAACCCGGGUCAUCUUUUAAGUCAUACUCCAUCUCCCCACCCACCCAUGUGUCCUCACAAGGUUUGGAAUUUGUCUCAGCAAUCAAAUAUAAAUUACCUCAUGAAUUAAUGGUCAGAAAUCAGAUGUGUAGAAAUGAAGGGUUAUUCUUAUGCUAUUAGUCACUGCUAGUUUUAUAUUUCCGAAGUGCUGUAAGGUAAAGGAAUAAUCACUGGCAAAGUGCCAAUUUUGCCUCUCCACCUGGGUGAGUAUAGGAGUGUUUUACUGGAUGACCCCUUGCAUCAUCAAAGGGAUUUAUCAUUUCUCCCAUGUAUAUAUUCUUUCUGUUGAUUCUAGAUUUGGUGAAGAUAUUCUUGGUGAUUGACUGAGUUGUGUUACUGAAUCAGUUAACAAGUGAGGAUAUGCUGGGCAUCAUUAGUCACCCAGUGACGACCUGACCCUGUGUCAUGUUUUCCCCUUGUGUCUAUGUUCAGCAUGCAGUCCUGGUGCUAUGUUGUAACGAAAUAAGGAGUUCCCACUGCUUGAUACAAACGGCUCCUUUCUCUACUCAUAUUUUCUACACGAGUGCCACUUAGUGGAAAGGAGUGGCCUGAGAUCCCAGAAGACACAAGUCAAACUUGGCUCUUUGGGGUCCAAUUCUGUGGACACGUUCUUCAAAUAAAUCCCAAGUGUCCAUUUAGGAAAAGCCUACUUUUUGGUUUCUAAUUCUUUAAGUCAGUCUGUCUUUCAACAACUACCACGUCAUAGUCAAGCCAACAACAACAACAACAACAAAAAAUCACGUGGGGUUUCUUUCUUUCUUUCUGCCCUCUCUCUGCUCCAGCAGGUGCAGAAUCUGAGAAUGGCUAUGGCCUAGGCUAUUCUUAAGCUGGUCUAUUUUAAGCACUUAUUUUAAAAACAAUGUUUUGCCUGAUCAUAAGCAGCAUCAUUCGGCUUCUACUUUUUUUUUUUUUACAUGUUUGUUUUCAUACCUCCAUUACAAGACUGACAAACUUUGCAUGAUAUUGCUCUCUUUGUCUCUUUUCUAGUUCUUUGCACUUAUUAUGUUGUAUCCUCUCAAUACUAACUUAAACAUGGUUUGCAGUUGACUGCGUUCAUGAUACUGUGCUGUCCACAGUCCGUUCGCUUAGCAUUUUUCGCUGUAUUUUAUGACAAGGCUCAACUUUUUUUCUAUUUUGUUCUACUUUUGGCACUUGGUGAAACAAAUAAUUGGUAUGUGCUGUAAAAAAGCUUUUUUAUGACUUCAUUCUUAAGGCUGUACAGGGUUGUUUGUGACUGUAACUGGUAAUUAGACCAUUUGUACUUUUUAUUUGGUUUUGUAUUUGUUUUGGUUCUGUUAUGGCAUCCUUUUAUGUUCUGAUUGCCAGUUCUAAAUGUAACAGAAUUUGAAAGUAAAGCUCACAUCAGAUAUUACA
Clupea harengus (Atlantic herring) is the source of this 8530-nucleotide messenger RNA. It is a transcript of the gene znf827, whose product is annotated as zinc finger protein 827. Gene Ontology annotation, biological process: positive regulation of transcription by RNA polymerase II. The transcript has 13 exons. Gene Ontology annotation, cellular component: nucleus. The coding region runs from base 351 to 4928 and encodes 1525 amino acids. The record is from RefSeq and is a predicted model, not a curated record. NCBI's taxonomy places the organism in Eukaryota, Metazoa, Chordata, Actinopteri, Clupeiformes, Clupeidae.